Messenger RNA from Chenopodium quinoa (quinoa), 809 nucleotides. RefSeq lists its product as uncharacterized. Lineage: Eukaryota; Viridiplantae; Streptophyta; Magnoliopsida; Caryophyllales; Amaranthaceae. The record is from RefSeq and is a predicted model, not a curated record. The transcript has 2 exons. Bases 86 to 565 code for a protein of 159 amino acids.
UCGACUCCAAACUCACUCAAAAUUUGUACUUGUUUCCAGCGAAACAAUCGAAGCCCACCAAAAGAAAGUCUCAACGAAAGCUGCCAUGAAUAGACUGCUUCUCCUCCGUAGACUCAGUACUAUCCGAUUAAACUCCAUUCCCAAACCAAUUUGUAAACCUCAAAUUUCACCUUUAUUUUCUCUUUCCUCUUUUUCUGCAUUCUUGCGUCAAUAUUCCUCAUCUCAGUCUUCUUCCCACUCUAAAUCUUCUGAGGUCCAAAGCAGUAAUGAUAUUCCAGAAUCUUCUUCUAUUGACGAUUUACCCACCGAUAUCACUACUCAAGAGCUGAAGCACAUAAUUGACAGGUACUUGAAAGGUGACAUGGAAGUUCUUCCUUCCAUUUUUGAAGGUAUACUAGCUAGGAAGUUAUGCAGUAAACAUGAUGACACAGAUGAUGAAUUAAUGGAGGAAUUUCGAUCAAAGACCCAACAAGAUGAGGGUCAUCAGUUUCAAUCUAAUGAAGAUCUCACGCAGUCAGAUUCAGAUAAGGAUCUCACAGAGUCUGAUGAAGAACUUAGUGGUUGAAGAACCUGCUUGUAGUUACAAUCAGAAAACUUGUUACGAAAAUUUUGACUCGUGUAUAAAAAUUAUCUGUUAGAGCUUUCUAUUGUAAAUUACAACGAAGGGGAACAAUAACAUUACAGGAUUGCAUUCUAAUUAGCCAUGUAUACAUGCAAGAAGUCGCUUCACACAAAUACAAGCUAUUGUAGUUUUGGUAUGUUUCAUGUUUGAUGAUAUCUAUUAUAUCCAGAGACCACCUGAAUUUUGA